Molecule: messenger RNA, 1253 nt
Organism: Leopardus geoffroyi (Geoffroy's cat)
Lineage: Eukaryota; Metazoa; Chordata; Mammalia; Carnivora; Felidae
Product: GTP:AMP phosphotransferase AK3, mitochondrial-like
Biological process (GO): nucleobase-containing compound metabolic process
Cellular component (GO): mitochondrion; cytoplasm
Molecular function (GO): ATP binding; AMP kinase activity
Source: RefSeq, a predicted model, not a curated record
UUUUCUCCUGCAUGGUGAAAAGGAGGAUUUCUUGGCUCCAUCUUCCAAGUUACGAACGUGCUCUUGGUCAGAGUGCAGUCCCCGCUUGCACUGCGGGGUUGCUUCCUUGCUGCACUGAGCUGCACCUGCCGCCCACGGCCCCGGAGCGCGUCGCCGGGCGCGCAGCUUGCAGAGCUCACGCGGCCCGAGUCCCGGGCCCAACCGUCUGUAGCCAGGUCUUGCCCAGCAGCGAUGGGGGCGUCGGGGAGGCUCCUGCACACGGUGAUCCCCGGCGCCCGGGGCUCCGGCAAGACACCCUGGCUUUGCGCAUCACCAAACACUUCCGGCUGAAAAAGUUCUCCAGCGGGGACCUGAUCCGAGAAAACAUGCUGAGGGACACAGAGAUCGUUGUGCUUGCCAAGGUUUUCAUGGACCAGGGGAAGCUCAUCCCGGACGACGUCAUGACCCGGGUGACCCUUCACCAGCUGGAAAAUUUCAGCCAGGAGAGCUGGCUGUUGUGUGGUUUCCCCAGAACACUACGACAAGCUGAGGCCCUGGAUAGAGUUUAUCAGAUACACCUGGUGUUGAACCUGAACGUGCCCUCUGAGGUCAUCCAGCAACGCCUCUCUGCUCGCUGGAUUCAUCCAGGCAGUGGGCGCGUCUACAACCUCGAAUUCAAACCUCCCAAAGUGGUUGGCGUGGACGAUCUGACCGGCGAGCCUUUCGUUCAGCGUGAGGAUGAUAGACCAGAGACGCUCAUCGAGAGGCUGAAGGUUUACGAAGCAACCAAACCUGUCCUGGAAUAUUACCGGAAGCAGGGAGUGUUGGAAACACUCUCCGGAACAGAGACCAACGAGAUCUGGCCCUGUAUGCAUGCUCUCCUGCAAACAAAAGUUCCACAAAUAGACCCAAAAGCAUCGGUUAUUCCAUGAGGACACAUGCUGGCUGGCAGUUAGCAAGAUGAACAGAAUCUCUUCUUCUUUUCGUUUACAAGUUCCUUGUUCUAAGUACUCCGCCAUGUACGAAUUCCUUGAAAGUUAUAUUAGUUGCAUUUCUGUGGAUGUUAUUUUGUUAUUUUCUAAGGAUCUGCCAAAUGAGUCUCAUGAUGAAAUUUGUCUUUGGAGAUUUCCUGAUGUGUUUCAUCCAGCUAUGGGGGCGCAAUUCAAAACGUCCAAGCUUAAAAAAUUCUCUUAGAGCAAGAUUAAAAGAGCAAUUGGUAGCAAUAGGACUUUUGUUCAGGAGGAAAAAGUGAUUGGUUUCCUAUUUUUCUGGAA